CAUGCCAACAUAGGAAGCUAGCCGAAGAGCUCGUCAGGCCUCCAGCAGACAAGAUCCGACAGUUCUGUUUGGGAAGGGACCGAUACCGCUUUAUGAAUCUGGAUGAGAGCAGUUAGAAUCCCAAAAAUAUGGUGGUUCUCAAAAUUCGAGACCAGCCUCCUCUGCUGAAAGCUAUUUUCAAUGUGGACCCAGAUGAAGUACGUUCGCUCAUAUUCAAAAAAGAGGACGUGAAUGCACAGGACAACGAGAAGCGGACUCCUCUGCAUGCUGCUGCCUAUCUUGGAGAUGCAGAAAUUAUAGAGCUGUUGAUUCUAUCAGGUGCAAGAGUAAAUGCCAAAGAUAACAAGUGGCUGACUCCCCUGCACCGGGCUGUGGCUUCUUGCAGCGAGGAGGCUGUCCAGGUGUUGCUGAAACACUCUGCAGAUGUAAAUGCCAGAGACAAGAACUGGCAGACGCCCCUUCACAUCGCAGCGGCCAAUAAGGCAGUUCGCUGCGCCGAAGCUCUCGUUCCUCUUCUUAGCAACGUGAAUGUAUCGGACCGAGCAGGCCGCACUGCGCUGCACCACGCAGCCUUUAGCGGUCACCUGGAGAUGGUGAGGCUCUUGCUCUCCAGAGGAGCUAACAUUAACGCUUUUGACAAGAAGGAUCGCCGUGCAAUCCACUGGGCGGCCUACAUGGGACACAUAGAAGUGGUGAAGUUGCUGGCUUCUCAUGGAGCUGAAGUGGCCUGCAAAGAUAAGAAAUCCUACACCCCMCUACAUGCGGCAGCCUCUAGUGGAAUGAUUAGUGUUGUCAAAUACCUCCUGGACUUAGGAGUGGAUAUCAAUGAGCCCAAUGCGUAUGGUAACACACCCUUACAUGUGGCCUGCUACAACGGGCAGGAYGUGGUGGUGAACGAGCUUAUUGAAUGUGGAGCAAACGUCAACCAGGUGAACGAGAAGGGCUUCGCUCCGCUCCACUUCACCGCCGCUUCACGGCAUGGAGCGCUGUGUCUGGAGCUCCUGGUGUGCAAUGGGGCUGACGUCAACAUAAAGAGUAAAGAUGGGAAGACACCACUUCAUAUGACAGCGAUCCAUGGGAGGUUUUCUAGAUCUCAAGCAAUCAUUGAGAAUGGUGCCGAGAUUGACUGUGAAGAUAAAAACGGGAACACACCACUACACAUUGCAGCUCGAUACGGACACGAGCUCCUCAUUAACACUCUCAUCAGCAACAAAGCUGACACCGCAAAACGAGGGAUUCACGGCAUGUUCCCGCUGCAUUUGGCUGCGCUCAGCGGCUUCUCAGACUGCUGUCGCAAGCUUCUGUCUUCAGGCUUUGAUAUUGAUACUCCUGAUGAUUUUGGAAGGACCUGUUUACAUGCUGCAGCAGCUGGGGGAAACCUGGAAUGUUUGAAUCUUCUUCUCAACACYGGAGCAGACUUUAACAGGAAGGACAGCUUUGGCAGGACUCSGUUGCACUACGCUGCUGCCAACUGUAACUACCAGUGCCUGUUUGCUUUGGUGGGCUCGGGGGCUGGCGUCAAUGACCUAGACGAGCGGGGCUGCACUCCUCUCCACUAUGCCGCUGCCUCUGACACAGAUGGAAAGUGCCUGGAAUAUUUACUGAGAAAUGAUGCGAAUCCAGGGAUUCGGGACAAUCAGGGCUACAAUGCUGUGCACUACGCCUCAGCGUACGGACAUCGUCUUUGUCUAGAGCUGAUUGCAAGUGAAACGCCCUUAGAUGUGCUAAUGGAAACCUCAGGGACAGACAUCCUGAAUGACUCCGAUGUCCGAGCUCCUGUCAGCCCCCUGCACCUUGCUGCAUAUCAUGGUCACCAUCAAGCCAUGGAGGUUCUGGUCCAGUCUUUGCUGGAUUUGGAUGUUAGGAACAGCCAAGGGCGUACACCCCUCGACCUGGCCGCCUUCAAGGGCCGAGUGGAGUGUGUGGACGUCCUAAUCAACCAGGGAGCCUCUAUCUUGGUGAAAGAUUAUACCUUGAAACGAACCCCCAUACACGCUGCAGCCACAAAUGGUCAUUCAGAGUGUUUGAGAUUGCUGAUUGGAAAUGCCGAUCUUCAAAGUGCAGUAGACAUUCAAGAUGGGAAUGGACAAACCCCACUGAUGUUGUCAGUCCUGAGUGGACACACAGAUUGUGUGUAUUCUCUCCUUAAUAAAGGAGCCAGCGUUGACGCCAAAGACAAGUGGGGCAGGACUGCCUUGCAUAGAGGAGCAGUGACCGGUCAUGAAGAAUGCGUGGAGGCCUUGCUUCAGCACAGCGCCAACUUCCUGGCGCGGGACUGUAAAGGGCGCACGCCGGUCCACCUGGCAGCGGCGUGCGGACACAUCGGGGUACUCGGAGGCCUUCUGCACGCCGCCCAAUCAGUGGAGACGCUCCCCACCCUAACAGACAACCAGGGCUACACCCCGCUGCACUGGGCCUGCUACAACGGUCAUGAUACGUGUGUGGAGGUUUUGCUGGAACAAGAGAUUUUUCACAAGGCAGAAGGCAAUCCUUUCAGCCCCCUCCACUGUGCUGUAAUCCGUGACAACGAAGGUGCGGCUGAAAUGUUGAUAGACACUUUGGGGCCUGUCAUUGUAAACRCCAAAGAUAGCAAAAACAGGACCCCCCUGCACGCCGCAGCGUUCACUGACCACGUGGAGUGUCUGCAGCUGCUGCUGAGCCACAACGCUCAGGUCAGCUGCGUCGACGCCGCAGGCAAGACCCCGCUCAUGAUGGCUGCAGAGAACGGGCAAACCAACGCCGUCGAGCUGCUGGUGAGCAGUGCAAAAGCAGACCUGACUUUACAAGACGCACUGAAGAACACUGCACUACACUUGGCCUGCAGUAAGGGGCAUGAAACCAGUGCCUUGUUGAUAUUGGAGAAGAUUACAGACAGAAACCUCAUUAAUGCUACAAAUGCCGCCUUACAGACGCCUCUGCAUGUGGCUGCAAGAAACGGCCUGAUUGUGGUGGUGCAGGAGCUGCUYGCAAAGGGAGCCAGUGUCCUUGCAGUUGAUGAAAACGGUUACACGCCUGCCUUGGCUUGUGCCCCCAACAAAGACGUGGCCGACUGCCUCGCCCUCAUCCUGGCCACCAUGAUGCCUGUGUCCCCCUGCACCCAAGCCCCCACCAUCCCUUUCAGUGCCAUUAACCACUACACCACCAGCCCCUCGAAGAGCGUCACCUUCGACAGCCUGCCGUCACUACGAGGCGAGCACAGCUCCUACUGCAGCUUCAACAACAUCAGCCACAACGACGGCUUCUACAAAGACGAGGAGCUCAACGACUCGGACUCUGAGACGUACUGAAGGGGGUGGGGCAGGAGGGACGAGAGGAAUGCACAAACACAUACACUGUGUCUUAAAAAUCACUCGCCGUGAGCUUGGGUGGGCACAGGGAGAAGCAAUCCCCCAGAGGAGCCUUAAGAUCCCCCCCCACACACACUACCACAAAUAGAAGAAUACGGGGAGGAGGUGCAGCAGGCUGUCCCACACUCAUCUCGACCUCAUCCAGCACAGAGGCUGGACAGAAGGAACCACUGCUUGAUCAAUGCUGACGUAUCGAGCGGGGGGAAACCAAAUUUGUUGGACAGACGGCAACUGAUUUGCAGCAAUAACAAGCUGAAGAUGUGUGACUGAACUCCAGAGUUAAACCAGCAGGGACCAAAAAAAAGACAUGGAUUCAUUUUUAACUGUUUUAACUGAGUAAAGUGACUUGAGACUGAAAUAUUUUCAUGAGGGUUGUUGAUUAGCAAGAAAAACUAGUUUUCAUUGAUUAAUAUCGGCACACUACAUCACACACGUGCAUCAAGUUURUAAGUCAUGCAGGGGGAGGGAAAAAUCAUUUAUUUUUUGAUCAAAAUUUUAUUAUACCAGUCWUAAUGUCUUAAAACUCCUCUAGAAAUGUAAUUUGCUUAUAUAAUUAUAAACCCUUUGAUACAGGCACCAGGUUAAUAAUACGUUGAGCGACCUACCUUUGUACAUUCAGCUGACAAUUGCAGUUUAGUCUUUAAAAAAUAAAUUAUUUGUAUUCAUUUGGUUGCUUUUGAUUUGUUCAUUUUGUGCCUUUAGAAAACAUGAGUUUGUAGAGGCAGCGGUGAAAGUACACAUUAAGUACUAAAGUACUGAGGGAUCUAUCCUCAGCACAGUAAAGAGACACUGUAAACCACUGAUGGGACAUGAUUUGAUUUUCCUUAAAGUGAUGUUUUUGCUCUAUUAGUUUUGCUUGCUUUAARCUGGAAAAAAAUAAAAGGAAACCAGUCAAUUGUUUCAUCAUUCAAAAACUCCCAGUUGUGUCUGCAAAAUAUUUUAACUGGAAUUCUGUACAUUUGCUAGAUUGAAUAGAAUGGGAAAGUUUUUUUUUCUUUUCCUAACAUUUUCUUGAAGAGGAAUGAAACUAGCAUGUAUAUAGAAAUUAUGACUGUGAAUUCAAAAUUUCAUUGAGUUCUUUCAGUACUGAGAUUGCUGUAUAUUUUAAGAGAAAUAAAUUAUUUAAUAAUGGG
Austrofundulus limnaeus is the source of this 4480-nucleotide messenger RNA. RefSeq names its product ankyrin repeat domain 28b (gene ankrd28b). NCBI's taxonomy places the organism in Eukaryota, Metazoa, Chordata, Actinopteri, Cyprinodontiformes, Rivulidae. Gene Ontology annotation, molecular function: protein binding. The coding region runs from base 129 to 3287 and encodes 1052 amino acids. The transcript has 28 exons. The record is from RefSeq and is a predicted model, not a curated record.